UCAUAGAUUGAAUCUUGAUAAACUAAAGCUCUCUCAUUCCUUUCAAUGGCUCCACCAGCAUCUUCAAUCCAAUUCAUUGAUACUGCGCUUUCUUGUACCAGUCCUCAUGCAUUAUCCUACCCAGACCCUAAACAAAAAUGGCUCAUCAGAAAACACCUUCUUUCGCUAAUCCAGGAAUAUCCAAGUUUCACCCCUUCCACCGAUACAUUCACCCACAACAACGGCACCGCCGUCAACCUUCUAAACGUCACCGGAGAACUCCGCGUCACCAGGUAUACCCCUCACGUACCUCUCACUAUUUGGCUCCAUGAAAAGUACCCUUACAUGCCUCCUUUAGUCUUUGUUUUGGCAAAUUCGAUGACCCCAAUUCAUCGAGACCACCCUUUUGUUGACCUAUCUGGUUCCACCUCUUCUCCUUAUCUCCAAACUUGGAUAUUCCCUCGAUGCAACCUCAUCGACCUUGUUCGUAACCUUGUCAGGAUUUUCAGUCGCGACCAUCCUUUCAUUUAUGGCUCUGCUGUCGCAAGCUUCACUCACCCUUCCCUUGUCUCAAAGAUGGAGGCUCUUGACCGUCUUUCGGGGAUGCUUCACUAUGAUAUGACGGCCUUUCUGGUAAAAAAUGAAGAAGAAUUGGAGGACUUGUCUAAGUUGCAGGAGGAACUGAUCAAGAGAGAGACUAUAACUAGAAACAUGAUCAGUAGUCUUGAGCAGGAGAAGUCCAGCCUUAAGGACAAAGUGACGAGGCUGGUGGAUGAAGCUGAUGUGGUAAUGAACUGGUUGAGAGUUAAUGGUGCGAACUCGGCUGCUGUUGGAGAAGAUGAAGCGGAGGCGUUUGAAGCUGCAGAUGAAGAAUCAAAACUGAAGAUUGAAUGCUUUAGCGCAGAUUGGGCCAUAGAGGAUUUGAUAUAUGCAUUGGACAAGGCAGUUGAGGAAGGAGCAGUGCCUUUUGAUGCAUAUAUUAAGCAAGUGAGAGUGCUGGCGAGAGAGCAGUUCUCAUAUAGAGCUAUGCUCCUGACACGUUCAACCCAAAACGACUGCUCAUCAAUGGUGGCUAUUGGCCAAUACAACACUUGAAAAUUGAUUAUGAUCAUCAAGAAAUUGGGAACACUUUUU
Manihot esculenta (cassava) is the source of this 1113-nucleotide messenger RNA. RefSeq names its product protein ELC-like. The transcript has a single exon. Gene Ontology annotation, cellular component: ESCRT I complex. Gene Ontology annotation, molecular function: ubiquitin binding. Lineage: Eukaryota; Viridiplantae; Streptophyta; Magnoliopsida; Malpighiales; Euphorbiaceae. Bases 46 to 1074 code for a protein of 342 amino acids. The record is from RefSeq and is a predicted model, not a curated record. Gene Ontology annotation, biological process: protein modification process; protein transport; endosome to lysosome transport.